Molecule: messenger RNA, 3576 nt
Organism: Alternaria burnsii
Lineage: Eukaryota; Fungi; Ascomycota; Dothideomycetes; Pleosporales; Pleosporaceae
Exons: 5
Coding region: 1-3576 (1191 amino acids)
Source: RefSeq, a predicted model, not a curated record
AUGGUUCCCUCCUUGACCGAUAUCCUGGACCAAUUCGACAAUGAGGACUUGCCUGACCUGAACAUGAUACCCGUCAAGGUUCGAUCGGCUAUGGCUGCCACGAGCAAUCUCAGUCCACAAGGUCGACUGUGGACCAGCAGACCUAUCAAGUGUAGUGAAGCCGUUGUAAAGUCGGAUGCGGCUGCACUACCCAUGAACUGCGUCCUGCCAAAUAUGGCGUUUGGCAACAUGUCGUUACUCCCGGAUCCUUUUUUCGCCGAAUUACCAGCAGGUUAUAGUACGGGCCUAAUCCGACAAUACCUUCCGCGAAUGAAUUCGACAGCUCAUCGGGUAGUCAUCACAGAGCCUGAGUUUCCCACAAACUGUGCUGAUAUGCCGGGUGCCUUCUAUGUUAGGUACGCAGCGACGAAUCUGAACUAUAUCACCAUGACAGGUUGGGGAAACUGGAGCCUGGAAGUUUGCAUGCCAGCGAACUUGACGCAGUCGCCGUGGCGUGCUGUACGCACCCGCCAAGAUAUCACCGAAGAACUCUAUCUUAAUAUUUCUCUGGUAUCAGCCGACCCUGUGCAGCAGUACGUAACACCCGAAGACCAAGGUGGACUGUUUAAAAUCUCGCUUGACACUACUUUGGGCUAUUUUGAGUUACCCAACUACAUGAAUGGCGAACAACCAGGGCCGUUGCUUGAUGAGGACCCGAUGAAUCACUGUGGCGGAAAUUGUAGUAACCAAGCUUACCGCCAGAACGGUGCGGAUUCAAAUGGGAAACUGGCGCGCGGAGAGUUUCCUGGUGAUAUAAGUAGUUUUGUCAACUCAUCUCUCACGUUGGAGAUGCGGAAAAACCGAGGCCCGUUGCUAACAGUCGCCUUGGCUCUCUUCGGUUCUGGAUCCUUCAUUGCAGAGCGGAUGGCCCGUCCAGAUGCUUUCAUGUAUCCAAACAUGACCUAUGAAGAGGCGAAAGCCACGCCGAACUACGGUGCUUGUGUCGAUCAAGCUCCUUUUACAAAUCUGUUACGUUCGUGGAGCGACCAAGAUCAGAUUGGGACGUUCAUAGAUCCCUGCCUGAAAAACUCGAUUCACAAUCAUGACGACGUCCAAAGACAGAUAGCCAACUUUGUGCACUCACUGUAUUGGAACCAUUUCGACGGAUAUAAGGGCGAUCGCAUCACGAAUGCCUUCACAUCCGCUGCCUUCCUCGCCAACGAGGCAUGGCUCUCCUCUACAGCAUUCAUGAAAACUUGGUCUGUGACGUACGACCACGGUGCCGAUACCCUCGUGCCUGUUAUAUCGAGUACCGGCAUACUAGUCAUCUCCAUCCUUCUUGGCGUCUUUUUGGCAUCGCUUCUGGGUCUCGCAAUCUACAGCGCCGUCUUGCCGCGUUGGACCGACCAGCUGGACGCCUUCGCCAUGUUGCGCAUCGGCGCUUCCAUCUCCGACAAGAUCCAAUUUCGAACCAUCCCGAACGCUCAGCGUGUGCGUGUGUUGGAUGAGUUGCCGGGAUGGAUCGGCGAUGCGGCCAGUGGUGAGGAUGCGCAGGGCGAACUGGCGCUUGGCGGUCCUGGACGACUUGGUAGGAAGCGAAAGUUUGCUGCCCUGGUGCAUCGUAACUUCUUCUCGACACUUUUGUUCUUCCUGCUUGAUCCGCUCGACAACAUGGAAGCUUUUGUUGCAAUGGGCCUCGCUGGGAAUGUCGUGCAGUUCGUGCAAUUCUCUGGCCAGCUCAUAUCUCUCGCCAAGGAGAUCAAGAAGAAGGGCGCUCCCUCUUCGCUGAUAGAUCUGCGCAAAGUCGCCCAAAAUCUCGCACAAAAAACUCGGGUAAUCGUGACUCAGCUCAAAGCGAAUACAGCCACACUUGAGCAGGAAGAGCAGCAUCUACUCGAUGUGGCCACCGACUGCGAAAAAGCUGGAGAGGAGUUCGUCAAAUACAUUGAUGAGCUGAUUACGGUGUCGAAGUCUUCCUCACACUUAGAGAGUUUUCAGUCCAGUAUCAAGGUAAAAUGGCGUCAUAGUAAGAUUGAAGCGUAUGUCUCUAGGCUGGACAAGUUGCAGGGGUCUCUUUCGCUUGCAACAGUGCUUUCUCUACGCAAUAGGGAGAUCGGUAACCACCACGAGGUCCUUGAACAUCUUAAAUCAAUAAAGGCAGGAGUUGAUGCACAACAACAGAAUGUCGAUGAGCUGAUAAAGGCUUUAAACCUCUUACAUGGUCUAGUCGAGCAGCAAUCGGGUCCGAAGCUAGACAUGUUGCAAAAACAGAUGGAUUCAUGCAUGGAGAACAUCCAGAAAAUCCGGUCCUCAGUCACCAGCACCCGAGAAGGAGAGAUUUUGCGCUGGCUAGACUACCGGCAAAGAACAUGGCGGUUCGAGGAGGUCGAAGAAGCACACCGAACGACGUUCGAUUGGAUAUUCAGAAAGCCAUAUGCAAAGACACCCUGGCAUGAUUUCGGUGCCCAUCUUUCCGGGAAGGAUGUCUAUGAACCAUACUUCAUAAAUGGUAAAGCAGGGAGUGGCAAAUCGACACUGAUGAAGUACCUCGUCUCGAAUCCUCAAACAAAAGCAGAACUCCGUAAGUGGGCUGGUCAACACAAGCUUCUCAGUCCAUACUUCUUCUCCUGGAAUAUUGGAACCCCACUACAAAAGAGCCAUCUCGGUAUGCUCCGCUCAUUACUACAUAGCAUACUCGCUCAGUAUCACGAGCUCAUACCUGCUGUAUUUCCAACCCUGUUUGCCAACAGAAUUCCCAUCGGCGGCGACGAACCGCCUUCUUAUAUCGAACUCAAGAAUGCCUUCGAACGAUUGAAGUUUCGCUCCGCAUUCUUUUUGCGCAUCUGUAUCUUCGUGGAUGGAGUUGACGAGUUUGAGGGAGACCAUCGGGACAUGUCAACCUUCCUUCGUUCCAUAGCUUCUCCAGCGAUCAAAGUCAUAGUGUCGAGCCGACCGAUAAAUGCAUGUCUCAAUGUAUUCAGACACAGCCCGACACUAAGACUCCAGGACUUGACGCAGGAUGACAUGCAAGUUUUCAUUCGGAAUAAACUAAGUUCGCAUCCAAUGAUGGUGGGACUCCAAGCCGAGUGGCCAGGAAAGGCAGCCAUGCUGGAAACGGAGAUCCGGGAGAAAGCGGAAGGAGUGUUUUUGUGGGUUCGAAUUGUCACCGGACUUCUAUUGCGUGGAUUGGAAGAUGGAGAUGAUUUUGACGAUCUUCUUCCUAAGCUUCGUGCUUUGCCGUCUGAUUUGCGGGACCUCUAUACCCGGAUGAUGGAGAAGAUGCCCGCAGACUAUCAGUCACAAGCCUCUCAAAUGUUCCAGAUCUUUGAGUGGUGGAGGCUUCAUUUUGCCGAUACGGAGUUGGAAUUACUGCUACUAGCUUUUGCUAUCGAACCAUCGUCCACAGCGCUUAACUUAAGCACGGAUGUUUGGAGUACCCAGAUGAAAAAGCAGUUUUCUGAGAGAACCGAAGCUCGUAUCCGGAGCCGUUGUUGUGGGCUGCUGGAGUUGCGCGAGGUCUCGGCUCCCUGGUACGCAUAUCGCAUCUGGACUCCUUUCCAUCCUGAAAACUUCGAAUCCUCCGUUAAGCGAAAAUGA